GAGACCAGGGUAAAGCAGUCAACCAUUUUGUUUUCAAGCACAUUGGAGAGGGUUGCUUAUUUUUCUUUCUUUAUAAUGAUCAGGGACGUUCCUUGGAAGAAAUCCAAUUGAUUUUCAGCGGUGCUCUUAUUGAUCAACGACCUGAUGCCCAUCAUCCUACGACAGCAGCAGAAGCUUUGUUGCAUCUAGAACAAAUUCAACAUAGAGAUAAACGACAUCAGCUUUUAGAUAGAGCAAAUUCUUUGGCUGCAAUCAAUUCUGCACCUUCAGAGACAGAUGAAUUAACCUCAUCCGCUGCAAGGCAAAAAAGCUGGCCCUCUGAUAUGGCAGUAUCUGAGCCGGUCAAUGUAUCGAGAGCUUUAAAUCAAGUUUUUCAUCAGGCUAAAACAACGGCAAACGAGCUUACAAAUCGCACUGAGAGCAUGGAUCCAAGCAAGAAGAAAAAGAUGGCGAACGAAGAAAAAGACACGAUAGAGCCAGUGCCAAAUCGACGACUUCCAUCUGGCACUUUUCCAGUACAAAUUAAGGAUGAGCUUACAACGGCUUCGAACACUGACAAUCCUUCGAGUUUGGAUAGGCCGAACUACAGGAGGAGGAAUAGUAGACGAUCCAACUGUGAUUCAGAUCCCUCAAUCGAACAUAUACCAAUGGAGACAUUAUUUUCUGAAAAUACGACUGCAUCAGACGACACUUCCAUGAUGAGUACAAUUCCUGAAAUUGCCAGCCAUACUGCUUCUUCUCAUUCGAACAAUCCAUACCAUCCUACCCGUAGCAGCAGUGAUACGCUACAGACAUCAUCCAUAGCAGGGCCCUCUAUCCCUGAACCAUUCUCUUUAACGACACCGACCAAUAAUGGACAUCAUCCUCUCCAACAAUCACCAAAACCACAGCAAACCAGCGUCAAAGAAAUCCAAUCUGUUAUCAUUUAACAGCUCAACUUUCUGUAUUUUUAUUGUACAUAUAUUCCACACUGAAGAAAAGAAAAAUAAUCUUAGAUUUGGUUAAGCCUUAUAGACAUCGUUUACUGUUUUUACUAUUAUCCCACUAAUAACAAAAUGUAAUAUAUUAUUUGCUUAUAAUCAAUAUAUGAAUUUUUUCCCAAUAUUUGCAAAAGCAUCAAGUUAGAAUCGCCUAUACUCAGAAAUGCGCUU
Molecule: messenger RNA, 1151 nt
Organism: Mycotypha africana
Lineage: Eukaryota; Fungi; Mucoromycota; Mucoromycetes; Mucorales; Mycotyphaceae
Exons: 1
Coding region: 324-929 (201 amino acids)
Source: RefSeq, a predicted model, not a curated record